AUGACGACAAUGAAUUCUGCUCAGCUUGUGGCGGGCAUUUCGAAGCCCAUUGCAACGGCAGAAGAACUUGAGAUGGCCAGGAAAGGCAACAGGUUUGUCGUCAAAGCCAUCGACAAGGGCGACAUGCUUCGCAGCAUUCCCAACGCCUUUGCUAAGAAGUUCUCUGGUCGUCUAAGGGACGUCUUAAAAGCGCAAAAGGGAUUACAGGAGCAUCCCUACACGCUGAUGCAUAAGGAAGAGCCAGUCCGAUUCGUCGUGCAAUGGAUGACGAGUGGCGGUAUGGACGCGACGGGGCCUGAUGCGUUGCUGUACCCGAAGGGUAACGUCAAGCAUCUGCAGAGUCUUCAAAAGCUUGCAGAAUUUCUUAAGAUUGACAUGCUUCUCGAACGCGUUGAAGCUGAUAUCAAAGCUCUGCGAGAGGGUCCCGUUGCCAAACAAAAGCCGAAGAACAUUAAGAAUGGAGUGCCACAAAAUCCCAAAAGGAAUCAGAAGUGUUUCAAUUGUAAUGACCCGCGUCACAUUCAAUUGAGAUGCCCUUUACUGCCCUUCCAACAAGUCGGAGACGGCGGAUGGUGGAAGUAUGAUCCGGCGAACGUCAAACCUGAACCGUUCCAUGCAGUCAAAGAGCCAAGGGCAAUUGUCACAAAUGGUGAUGCGAAACUGGAAGCGCAGCCACAGCCAGAGAACGACUUGCCAAGUGAUGGUGCCAAAGAGAAUAUUGUCGACAAAGCUGGAGCCGGACCAAUGAUCAGUAGAGCUGCAGAGGACAUCGAGGAGCCGAAAAAGACUAUCCAGGAGACAGAGACAGUUGCUGAAGAGCUCAAGGUCACCGAGAUAAAGCAUCUCUCCUUUCUCGGCACGAGUUUUGUUAUCCAUGAUCAGGAUGACAACCAGUGGAUCUUCCCAAGGACUAAGAUCGCUUUGACUGUGGAAGGCAUUGGUGCUGACGGCCAGCUUAAGUUCAGUGGCAGCGCUCCCUUCGAAUACUCAUGGUACCCACUAGACGAGCAGAAGAAAGCGGAAAUGGAAGCAGCGCCGGUGGGCCUUGCCAAUGGACCUGUGAAAGUGGCAGCCACAAAUGGGGUCUUGCAAUCCACAGUUAAGGCCAAGAAUAUAAUGCCGCAUCAAGAAACUGCCCAAGGACCAGGGCUAAAUGUCGCCUCGGGACCGGGUAAGGCGAACACGGGGAAGAAGCCCAGGCGGUCGAAGAAGGCACCAAAGAAAACUCCGCAGUAA
This is a messenger RNA of Bacidia gigantensis, 1236 nucleotides long. RefSeq lists its product as uncharacterized. The transcript has 3 exons. Bases 1 to 1236 code for a protein of 411 amino acids. The record is from RefSeq and is a predicted model, not a curated record. NCBI's taxonomy places the organism in Eukaryota, Fungi, Ascomycota, Lecanoromycetes, Lecanorales, Ramalinaceae.